UCUCUUUGUUAGUUAGUUCGUUUAAUUUUACGUGUGUGAUACUGCGUACAAUUGCAGCUAUUGAAAAAUAUUUCUAUAAAAAUGGGUGUUUCGAAUUAUGAUGCGCUGCGCAAGCAAGCAAGGCAUCUGGAGAACGAAAUUGACCUAAAGUUAGUUGCAUUUAGCAAAAUUGGAGCAGGCACUGGCACAUCCCUUCAUAGCAGUUCAUCAACCGACACAUCACCACUAUUAGGCGAACAUGUCUUCGAUUCCCUSUCGGAAGAAAUUUCACAAAUGUUAGACAAGCUUUCGUCGUUGAACGAAAAUAUGUCAGAGCUUCCUGCAACAGGUGCUGCUGCUAUUCAUACACUCCAACGUCAUCGUGAAAUCUUGCAUGGAUAUAAGCAAGAGUUCAAUAAAAUUUGCGCAAAUCACACAACUCGCAUAGAGCGCGAAGAAUUAUUACGUGGUUCCGGGUUGGCCACAAACAGUCCAACUAUUUCUGGAUUAAGUAGACGCGAUCUGUAUUUGAAAGAAAGUACUCAUUUGAACAGUUCAAGUAAUAUGGUCAAUGACCAAAUAAACAUCGCUAUYGAAACUCGGGAACACUUACUUUCGCAGAGACAGGCAUUCAAACGAUUGCAGACUCGAUUUAAUGACAUAUCCAAUAGAUUUCCUCUGAUUUCCAGUCUCAUACAAAGGAUCAAUAUAAAGAAGAAGAGAGACUCACUUAUUUUAGGUGCAGUUAUUGCUGUGUGUGUAAUACUUCUAUUGCUCUAUGCGUUUAAUUAACAWUUUUUGUUUAUAUUUGGAAAUUUGAAACCAAUCCAACCAUUCUAAUUUUUAAAUCACCCAAUUUAUAAUAUUGUA
This is a messenger RNA of Bactrocera latifrons, 849 nucleotides long. RefSeq names its product Golgi SNAP receptor complex member 1 (gene Gos28). Bases 82 to 771 code for a protein of 229 amino acids. Gene Ontology annotation, molecular function: SNAP receptor activity. Gene Ontology annotation, cellular component: Golgi membrane; SNARE complex; Golgi medial cisterna. Gene Ontology annotation, biological process: vesicle fusion; endoplasmic reticulum to Golgi vesicle-mediated transport. The transcript is spliced from 5 exons. The record is from RefSeq and is a predicted model, not a curated record. Lineage: Eukaryota; Metazoa; Arthropoda; Insecta; Diptera; Tephritidae.